This is a messenger RNA of Paramecium tetraurelia, 518 nucleotides long. RefSeq lists its product as uncharacterized. Gene Ontology annotation, molecular function: acyl-CoA dehydrogenase activity. The record is from RefSeq and is a predicted model, not a curated record. The transcript has 4 exons. Lineage: Eukaryota; Ciliophora; Oligohymenophorea; Peniculida; Parameciidae. The annotation marks the transcript as partial.
GUACUAUUUGAUAAUGUACGUGUUCCUCAAUCAAAUCUUCUUGGAAAAGAAGGCAAUGGAUUUAAAAUGGCAAUGAGUGCAUUGGAUGGAGGCAGAAUUAACAUAGCAUCUUGUUCUCUUGGAGGUGCAUCAUUUGCUUUUGAUUUAACCAAAGAUUAUUUGCAUGAUCGUAAAUAAUUUGGAUAACCACUUGCUGCAUUUUAAGGAUUACAAUUUAAAUUUGCUGAUAUGGCCACCAAUCUUGUUACUUCUAGAUUGAUUGUAAGAUAAGCUGCUUAAAUGAUUGACAACAAGAUAUGCUACUAGAACAGUUGUUUCAAUAUUGCCAAUGAAGCAUUGCAACUUCAUGGAGGUUAUGGAUAUCUGAGUGAAUAUCAAAUAGAAAGAAUUGUUAGAGACUUAAGAGUGCACCAAAUACUUGAAGGUACCAAUGAAAUAAUGAAAGUCAUUAUCUCUAGGAAUCUGUUAAAAUGAUUUAUAAUACAAACAAUUUUUAAAUAUGUAAUCAAAAUACUCAA